GUACCUCUGGCUACCUCUGCAUUGACUUCAAGUUUGUUGUUUCAUUUUUCUUUUUCUCGCUGUCGCAUUUGAAAUUGCUUUGAGCUGAGGUGACUUUGAAGCCAGGGCAAGGCUAAAAAGUAAAGCUGAAGAGUUCUGAGGAGAGAUAGGAGUGGUGCUGAUCCUCCUCCACGCACUGUAUAUUUUCAUUCAUAUUUUUUUGUCUAAUUCCUGGCGUCUGAGCUCACCCAGAACUCCUGAGGAGUCGGAGCGCUUUGUUGGUCACAAUGGACUUGGCUUCGUAUGGCCUUGGCGAUGCGGAGGAGGAAUUUUCCGACGACGGCAAAGGAGAUGCCCGUAGCCCAGUGGAAAGUCCGCGACGCAGCUACGCCUUUUGCAGUGAUGAAAACCUGGAACAAUGCACCGUCUACGUAAACCAGGAGCUGUCUUCGCUUGGUUUCAGACCUAUUCCGUUGUCUAUGGGCGGCAGUGAGGAUAAACACGCUGUCGCGGUCACCAGCAGCAGAGGACAGGCUCGUAAACAUUGUGUUCUUCUUGUUAAUAGUAUCUAUGAGCUGCUGCAACAGCAUCGGCACGACAUCACCCUUCUUCAGCAGAAGGACAGCAAGCUACAGCGCCUCGCAAGCGAAAUCUCUAUCAUCCGAACCUCGCAAUUCCAUUUACGAGAGCAAGUAGAGGCAACGGAGCGGGAAGCAGCGAGCUGUACAGAACGGGAGCGCCAGUGCAGCGUCAUCAACAAGUCGCUCAAUUCUCAGAUCAAAACGCUCAAGGAAGAGUUGCGCUACGCAAAGUCUGAUCACCAGCACCGAAUUGGACAGUUGAACCACGAGAACCGCAAGAUCGAACGCGAGCUUGCGCGACUCAAGGAGAAGCUUGCACAGUCCACACAGCGCGCCGGCGGGCAGUCGAGUCAGCUCGGUGUGCUCAACAACCUGGAGCGCAGCGAUCGCAAGCGCGCCUCUUGGUCCAAGGCUACGGCUGCUCAUGAAGUGGAUCUCUACCAGAAGAUUGUUGUCCAGCAUGAGACUCGUCAGCAGGAGCUUAUUUCUGAGAAUGCUGAGCUGCGGGAGAUGUUGACAGGAAUGCAACAGGAGAUUGCGUCCGUCUUGCGGCUCCGACACAUACCUAUUAUGCCUGAGAGUGCCGCUAGUUCAACUGCUGAUGCAGAGCCUAUGGAUACUUCCAUCAGCAGCCGCGGUUCUUCUUCCAUGGGUGCAGAGUCGCCAGAGAAGCAGACACCACACCUGCCCCAUGCCGGCUUUUUGCAAGCUAUGGAAGAGUCCCUACUGAAUCACUGGCAAGUUCUCAAGCGAGAGCUGGCUAAUGUCUCAUCGCCCGUAAAGACACCCGUCAGUCGAUUGUCGUCCAGCAAUGCAGCCUCUUCAAAUCCAGUAACACCACGCGGCGUGGAGCUGGAGGCAUUGCGCAAGAAGAUGUCCAACUACGAGGUGCUAUUGGCUGAGAAAGAGCGGGAGUUGCAGACUCAGUUGGAUAUGCGGCUAGAGUCGGAUGCCAAGCGCCAUCGUGGUCUGAGUGCAAGUAAGGUUGCCGAAGCUAGAGAUCGCCUGGAAGCCGACCGCAUGCUGGUAACAGAGCAGAGACGUCAGCUGGACGACGAGCGUGAGCUCCUGCUUCACGUCGCGCAGGAGAUGGACCGAAAGAGAGACGAAAUGAACCGUGAGAUGGCUCGUCCACUGGACAGUGCUCUGCAGCAGGCGCACGAGUUUCUGGACUCGUCGAUCUUUGCCCAGUCACGCACCGCCUCGCCUCCACUCUCCUCUCCACCGCAGCCAAUCGCGCCGUUCGGCACUCCAUCUACUCCGACAAAGACCACCGCUACGGCAAUGCGUGCUCCAGACACGCCGCAGAACGAGAGCUUUCUGAACGGCAGGACUCCCGCCAAAUCGCUGAAGGCCGCACGUGCGUAUCGGAGCAUACGCCGCACGCCUCACAAUCGAUCCGCCCUGAAUGUGUCGUUUGCUGCCGAGGCAUCCCUGCUAGCGUCUGGUUCGUUUGUCCAAGAUGACCAUGCCGAUGCGUCCCAAUCUCACCACCAUGAGGUGAUGAUGAUGAGCAGCAACAGCCGCUCUGCUCAUGGAACUACCGGCAGUGCCCUUGCCACCUCCACUCCGCAUCACUCACAGUUCCAAGACGUCUUCCAUAGCAGCCACGGCGGCUCUCUGACCUCGUCGCCGCGCCGUGCGCGCUCCAGACACAGCGCUGGCGUCCGUGACACCCCACCACCGCCGUUCUAUGCUGGCGGAGGUGGUGGGGUUGAUGCUGACCCUAUGCAGCAGUCAUCCUGCAGUCCCAGCCGACAGCUCGGUGCGUUUGUCAACGACAGCUUCUAGUCACUGCAAACCUGGUCCUGGAGAAAGUCUUGUGUUUCCUCGGUACGCUAUAAUCGGUGUGCUUUCAUGUGCUUGCACGCACACACACCUACACACAUACACAUUCUGGCGCUGGCGCUCGUAAUAUCGUAAUGCUUUGUUUUCGUCGUUUGUACUCGUUUCGUGCCGUACCUGUUUUGCUAUGGAUCUGCUUGCCCCGGGCACUUUUGAUAUUUUCAAGUUUUUAACUGGAUGCUCCGUUUUUAAAACACCCCCCUCUCCUACUUGUUUCUUUGCCGUUUGAGUGCGACAUUGUAUCUGAGCUCACCAGCCCCCCCCCCCCCCCCACCCCCCCCUCUCCCUUCAGGAUUUGCCUAUUUUCUGUGCUAGCUGGGUAUCCGCUACCUUGACUGUUCACCAGUGAUGCAUUCCCAGCUGGACAGCAAGGUAUCUUUUUAAACGUCUUCACAGCACGUUCCUACGGCGCCUAUGAUUGAAAAAUCGAUGUAAGCUGCCUCGCUGGCAUGUCACAUCCGAUACUCCAGGGCCCAAUUUGUAUGGGACAAGUGAACUAUUUCAUUGAGUUUUGAACUUUUGAUCACGAAGCUAUUAUAAUUCUUCGAAA
Sycon ciliatum is the source of this 2955-nucleotide messenger RNA. RefSeq names its product afadin- and alpha-actinin-binding protein-like. Lineage: Eukaryota; Metazoa; Porifera; Calcarea; Leucosolenida; Sycettidae. Bases 267 to 2351 code for a protein of 694 amino acids. The transcript is spliced from 14 exons. The record is from RefSeq and is a predicted model, not a curated record. Gene Ontology annotation, cellular component: ciliary basal body; centriolar satellite. Gene Ontology annotation, biological process: intraciliary transport involved in cilium assembly.